CUGGUAAGCAUAAUUUAAGUUUUUGUUUGUUUGCAAAGGCUAAUGGACAAUCUUAGUUUCAUUCUACUUUUUUUUGUUUAUUGUAGGCUUCUAGUUCUUCAGAAAGGGAUUUUACUGUCAACCCUGAAGAGCUCUUCCUUGUACCUGGUGAAGAACAUGUAGUUUCAGUUCAAUACACUCCUCAACAUGUAGAACCAAAAAAGAGUGUUUUGAAAAUCAUGGUCCAACCGUCAGGACCGCAGUAUGAAGUUAUGUUGGUUGGAGAGACAGAAAUUCCCACAAGCAAGAAUCCCAUUACUGCUACUGCUGAUGUACCUCCAAUCCUCUCCAAUAAGCAGUUUGUGGCCUGGGGUGGUGUUGCUCUUGGAAGAACAGUACAGCAAAAGUUAAUACUAAGGAACACUUCAACAACAUCUAGCCAGUAUUUGCGCCUCUUAAUUAAGGGGCAGGAUCAAGACUGCUUUCAGUUGCAGAGCACAUUUGGGCAUGAGGAGCGAUUGAUCAAAAAUAGAGAGGUUACUAUUCGUCCAAAAGAGGAUGCCAGUAUUCACUUGAUGUUUUCUCCUACACGUGUUAGCUGCAUGUUGGCAAAACUUGAAAUCAAGCAGUCUGGAAUCAAAUCAUCACAGCCAGGCAUAAAAUUUACUAUCCCUCUAUCUGGCUAUGGCGGAACAAGUAACAUAAUUCUAGAAGAUGUAAAAAAGCUGGCUGAUAGCUACACAGUAACAGUUAAUGGAUUUUCGUCUGGUAUCACCAGUAAAGUUAGUUUUCUUAUACGAAAUACUGGAUCCCGAGCAGCUUAUGUUAAAGCAGUAUGUUUUGCAGAUAUAUACAACAAUGUAAAAAAUGAUUCAAACAUGCUUAGUGUUUCUCCAGAGAAGUUUGUGUUGAAGGAACGCUCACAAGAGAUGAUUACAUUGUUCUGCAAGCCCAGAAAGAGAGAAAUUGCAUUGCAAAACAGCUCUUCAUUAAUAUGUACAGUGUGUUUUUUCUGCGGGGAUGAAAUCGCUAGACAACAAUUUCGCAGGGCAUUGCUACAUAAGCCAGAGUCAGCCAACCGAAUUAUUGCAGAAAAUGCCAUAUUAAAAAAUACAAGAUUUGACGAGGAGUUUUCUGGUGAACAAACAGUGUCUGAAGUUUAUGAUCUACCUCAAAGGCCAAAUGAUAUUCAGCUCUUCCUGGGAAAUAUGCAAAAAAUAGUGCUUUCAGUUACUGGAAAUGAUAGUAAUGUAAACAUUAUUGAGGAAUACAAGUCAUCUCGGCAAACGAACAGUGCUGUGGAAAAUACAGAAUGUAAUGUUGAGAAUACCUCAUUAGAUGUUCUUCUGUGAAAGGCCCUCAAGGACCACAUUUAAGUGCUAGUGAACCUACAUGGGACUGUGUCAACUCUCAGCAAGCCUGGAGUGUUCAACCUGAGCAUCUU
This is a messenger RNA of Bombina bombina (fire-bellied toad), 1423 nucleotides long. Its product is annotated as centrosomal protein of 192 kDa. Gene Ontology annotation, molecular function: protein kinase binding. Gene Ontology annotation, biological process: mitotic spindle assembly; protein localization to centrosome; centrosome duplication. Lineage: Eukaryota; Metazoa; Chordata; Amphibia; Anura; Bombinatoridae. Gene Ontology annotation, cellular component: cytoplasm; centriole; pericentriolar material. The transcript is spliced from 9 exons. The coding region runs from base 219 to 1331 and encodes 370 amino acids. The record is from RefSeq and is a predicted model, not a curated record.